AUGACUCACUGUGAGGGAGUGUCUAAAUGUCGACGUAGGAGCCUUUCACUCCUUCACACCAGCACUCUCCUUCCAUACCUCCAUGCUGGGGGCGCAAACGAGGAGGACCAUCUCCACUCCUUUUCUCCCAUUGAUCGAGCCGCUGCGGUCACUCGCAUAUACAGUCCUGGCGGGAAGAUGGAUCUACUGCUGCAGCUCCUACGGCUCCACACUCUGAGCGUCUUCAGCGCUGCGUCCGCCGCUUCUCACUAUAACUGCAACAGUCCACUUGUGUCCCCUUUACAACAGUCUUCCUUCCAGAGCUCUUCACAGUCCUCCAUCAGUUAUGCUGCUCACAACGCCAAGCUCAACAGGAGAGAUGGAGCAGGGGGCUGGUCUCCCAUGGUAACAGACAAGAAACCCUGGCUCCAGGUGGACCUAAGGGAACAGAAGGAGGUGACAGCAGUGGCCACGCAGGGGCGCUACAACAGCUCAGACUGGGUCAGCAGAUACUUACUGCUCCACAGUGACACAGGCCAGGCCUGGAAACGGUACAGACAGGAUGAUGGUGUCUGGAGGUUCGUGGGGAACAUGAAUUCAGAGGCUGCUGUCCAGAACAAGCUGUCCCACUCAGUGAAAACCCGUUUCCUGCGCUUCAUCCCUCUGGACUGGAACCCGAGUGGCUGGCUUGGCCUGAGAGUGGAGGUGUAUGGCUGCUUCUACAAGUCAGAUGUGGCAGACUUUGAUGGCAGAAGCUCUCUGCUGUACCGGUUCAACCAGAAGUCCAUGUCCACAAUGAAGGAUGUGAUCUCUUUGCGUUUCAAGAGCCGCCAGGCUGAGGGGGUUUUACUGCAUGGGGAGGGACAGAGAGGAGAUUACAUCACCCUAGAGCUUCACCGAGGAAGACUGGCCCUCUACCUCAACCUAGACGACACCAGGCUGAGGUUCAGCAGCAGUCGUGUUGCUGUCACAGUGGGCAGUCUGCUGGACGACCAGCACUGGCACUCUGUCGUCAUUGAGCGCUUCAACAAACAGGUGAACCUCACAAUGGACUCCCACACGCAGCAUUUCCAAACCAAAGGGGAGGGAGACUCACUGGAGGUCGACUAUGAGCUGAGCUUUGGCGGCAUUCCGCUGCCUGGCAAACCUGGAACCUUUCUCAGGAAGAACUUCCACGGCUGCAUUGAAAACCUAAACUACAACGGUAUCAACAUCAUCGACCUGGCAAAGAGACGCAAGCCACAGAUUUACACCGUGGGAAAUGUGACCUUCUCGUGCUCCUGGCCCCACCUGCCUGCCUGCACCUUCCUGAGCUCCAGCAGCAGCUUCCUGUUGCUCCCAGCGGCUGCACCAUCUGGCCUCAUGGCAGGCUUCUCUGUGUGUUUCCAGUUCAGGACAUGGAACUCUGAAGGGCUACUGCUCUCUGUGCAACUGAGCCGAGAGUCCUGGAGACUGGAUCUGCAGAUCAGCAGCAGCCAGCUCCUCCUGACCCUCCACAGUUCAGGACAGCAGAGAUCAGAGGCCUCGGCAGGUUACAGAGUCAAUGAUGGACUGUGGCACUCUGUCAAUCUGGACACCAGAGGUCUACAGAUCACUCUGAUUCUGGACAGUGAGCCGGCCACCACCAUUGAGAAGUGGGAACAACUGGAGGCCAUAGGCAACUUCUACUUUGGAGGCUGUCCCCCAGCGGGCUGUCCGAACCUGACUCUGGCCUUCCAGGGCUGCAUACGCCUUAUAUCCAUCAACGGUCAGCAGGUCAACCUCAAUCAUGUCCAACAGCGACUGCUGGGAAAUUACAACGGACUCCAGUUUGAUACCUGCAACAUAAGAGACAGGUGUCUUCCUAACCUGUGUGAACAUGGAGGGCAGUGUGGGCAGUCCUGGAGCUCCUUCUCCUGCGACUGCUCUGGGACUGAUUACUCUGGAGCUACGUGUCAUAACUCCAUCUAUGAGACGUCCUGCACGGCCUACAAGCUGAUUGGCAGCUCUUCUGGCUUAUACACCAUUGAUCCAGAUGGGAGUGGCCCCCUGGGGCCCACCGAGGUCUACUGCAAUAUGACAGAGGAGCGAGUGUGGACAGUGAUGACCCACAACGUCACAGCUCCAGUCAGAGUCCAGGGCUCAUCUCUGCAGCAUCCUCAUAUCAUGAAGUUAAAAUACAGUGCCUCGGCUGAACAAAUGCGCUCCAUCAUAAUGGCCUCAGAGCAGUGCCAACAGGAAGUGGUUUACAGCUGCAGGAAGUCCCGCCUCUUCAACACCAAAGACGGACACCCGUUGUCCUGGUGGUUGGACCAGAGAGGAGAUAGGCGGAGCUACUGGGGAGGCUUCCUGCCUGGAGUCCAGCAGUGCUCCUGCAGCCUGGAGGAGAACUGCAUCGACAUGAACUACUUCUGCAACUGCGAUGCUGACAAAGCCUCGUGGGCCAAUGACUCAGGCGUCCUAUCCUAUAAAGAGCACCUGCCAGUGAGCCAUGUGGUGAUCGGAGACACCAACAGAACGGGCUCGGAGGCCAUCUACCAAAUCGGACCUCUUCGUUGUUAUGGAGACAAGUCCAUUUGGAAUGCAGUUUCCUUCUACCAGGAGUCCUCCUCCCUCGUCUUCCCCACUCUACAAGGCGAGCUCACCUGCGACAUCUCCUUCUACUUCAAAACCAGUGUUCGAUCAGGAGUCCUUCUGGAGAACCUGGGCCAUAAAGACUUCAUUCGAGUGGAGCUCAGCUCUCCCUCAGUGGUGACUUUCUCCUUUGACGUUGGAAAUGGUCCGGUGGUCCUGGCUGUGAAGUCCCACCUCCCUCUGAAUGACAGGCAGUGGCACUACGUGAGGGUGGAGCGUAACAUAAAGGAGGCGUCGCUACAGGUUGACCAGCUUCCUCUCCACUUCCUGGAGGCUCCAGCUGAUGGACACUGCUGCUUACGCCUCAACAACCAGCUGUUUGUAGGGGCAACAGCGUCCCAGCAGAGAGGCUUCCUGGGCUGCAUCAGGACUCUUACUGUCAAUGGUGUGAUCUAUGACCUGGAGGAGAGGGCGAAGAUGACUCCAGGGGUGAGCUCUGGGUGUCCGGGUUACUGCAGCAGUUUCAGCAGCCCCUGCCACAACAGAGGGAGGUGUAUCGAGAAGAGCAGCGGCUAUACCUGUGACUGCUCGCAGUCAGCCUACGGAGGACCCAACUGUAAAGAAGAAGUGUCAGUGUCCUUCGACACAGAGUCCUCGGUCACCUUCACCUUCCAGGAGCCCCUCUCAGUGAUGCAAAACAGAAGCUCUCAGGCAUCCAGUGUUUCCAGAGAAAGCAGCAGCAGGUCCAGAGAGGACGUGGCGUUCAGUUUCAUCACCUCCCACAGUCCGGCCAUGCUGCUGACCGUCAGCACCUUCAGCCAGCAGUACAUGGCUAUCAUCCUGGCUCGCAAUGGAAGUCUGCAGAUCUGGUAUCACCUGCAGACACACAGGAAGCCAGACAUGUUCAUUCCCAUCCUCAGCAGCCUGGCAGAUGGACGGCUGCACCACAUCAGAAUCCAUCAUGAGCGCAAAGACCUGUAUGUACAGAUCGACCAGGACAUCCACAGGAAGUACACCAUGUCAUCUGAUGCAGAGCUGAUCUUAAUCAGAGCCUUGACACUGGGCAAAGUCAUCAGAGGAGACAACUGCCUGGACGAGGUGGUUGAAGCAUGUUCGAGGGGUUUCAUUGGCUGCCUCUCCUCAGUCCAGUUUAAUCACAUGGCUCCUCUGAAAGCCCUGCUGCUGAAUCGAGGGAGCUCAUUGGUCACGGUCCGGGGUCCACUGGUCCAGUCCAACUGUGGAGCCCUGGCAGACUCCAUCACAUCACACAAUCUGAGAGACCAAACUGCAACAACAGAUAAAGAGAAGGAACAGCAUGGCAGUGAUAGCAGACAUGAUGUGGCUAUAAUCGCAGGUGUGUCCACAGCCGUGGUGUUCAUCGUAGUCUGUGUCCUGGCCUUGGUGACCCACCUCCUGUACAGGAGUUGGAUCCAGAGGAGCAACAAAAGCAUCAAGGAGAAGGAGCAUUGCCACGGCAACAGGACAGGGAUUCACAUAAACAACUCACUCAGGGACAACAUGAAGGAGUACUACAUCUGACUACAGGAAGAACUACAUCUGACUACAUCUGACAACAUGAAGGACUACAUCUGACUACAUUAAGUACUUCAUCCGACUACAGGAAGGAGUUCUACAUCUGACUAUAGCAAGGAUAUACUUCAUCUGACUAUAGGAAGAAGUACUACAUCUGACUACAUGAGGUACUUGAACUGACUACAGGAACGGGUACUACAUCUGACUACAGGAAGUACUACAUCUGACUACAUGAGGAAGCCAGAAGUCAGAAAAAGUAAUAUAUCUGACUACAUGAAGAACUACAACUGACAACAGCAAGUACUACGUCACAUGUCGUUCUACAUGACAACAUGAAGAACAACAUGUGAAGGAGUACUACAUAUGGCUACAUGAAGGAGUACUACAUCUGACUGCAUGAAGUACUACAUCUGACUGCAUGAAGUACUACAUCUGGCUACAUGAGGAAGCAAUACAUGUGACUAUACAUCUGACUACAGGAAGAACUACAACUGACAACAGCAGGUACUACGUCACAUGUCGUUCUACAUGACAACAUGAAGAACAACAUGUGACUACAUGAAGGAGUGCUACAUAUGGCUACAUGAGGAAACACUAUAUGUGACUACACAAAGGAGUACUACAUCUGACUACAUGAAGUACUACAUUUGACAACAGGAAGGAGUACUACAUCUGACUACACAAAGUACUACAUCUGCUAGGAAGGAGUACUACAUCUGACUACAGGAAGGAGUACUGCAUCUGGCUAUAGGAAGGAAUACUACAUCUGACAACAUGAAAUACUACAUCUGACUACAUGAAGUACUACAUCUCACUGCAGGAAGGAGAACUACAUCUGACUACAUGAACAAAUACUACAUCUGACUACAGGAAGUAUUAAAUCCAACUACAGGGAGUACAACAUCUGAGUACAUGAAGGACUACAUCUGAGUACACAUCUGACUACAGGAAGGAGUACUACAUCUGACAACAGGAAGGAGUACGAAAUCUGAAUAUAUAAACUACUACACCUGACUACAUGAAGCACUACAUCUGACUACUGGAAAUACUACAUUUGAGUACAUGAAGGAGUAUUACAUCUGGCAUGAAGUACAUGAAAUACUACACCUGAGUACAUGAAAGAGUAAUACAUCUGACUACAGGAAGUACUACAACUGACAACAGGAAGUAGUAUAUAUGGCUACAUGAAGGAGUACAACGUCUGACAACAGGAAGGAGUACUACAUCUGACUGCAUGGAGUACUGUCUUUAACUACAGGAAGGAGUACUACAUCUGACGACAUCUGACUAUAGGAAGGAGUUCUACAUCUGACCCAAUAAACUGGUACACCUCAUUACAUGAAGUACUACAUCUGACUACACAAAACACUACAUCUGACUACAUGAAAGAGUAAUACAUCUGACUGCAUAAAGUACUACAUCUGAAGGAAGGAUUACUACAUCUGACUACAUGAACGAAUACUACAUCUGACUACAGGAAGUACUACAUCCAACUACAGGAAGUACUACAUCUGACUACAUGAACGAAUACUACAUCUGACUACAGGAAGUACUACAUCCAACUACAGGAAGUACUACAUCUGAGUACAUGAAGGACUACAUCUAAGUACAAUAAGUACUGCAUCUGGCUACAGGAAGUACUACAUCUGACUACUAAUCUAAGCCACAUACCUCUCUCAUACCUGGGUUUGACCACGUGGAUUAGUUCUUGCACCAUUCCUGAUGAGCACAGAUCUGUCAGCUCCAGACCUGCUCCUGGACCAGGUAUUGCUAUUGAGGGGGGGGACUCUUCACAGUUGUUUCUGACAGCUUCACAGUGGUGCUGCUGCAGUUUUAAAUCAGCAGAUGAGAAGGAAUUAACAGAACAUGCUGCACCACCUGAAUGUGCACAACAUCUUCUUAUUUCUUAUCUCUCUUGUUUUCGAUGAAUUUCUGACCCUGAUUGUUUCCACACUUCAGUAGAAUAUACUCCAUGUGUACAUGUUCAAAUUGGCUGCCAUUUUUGUUUUUUAGUGUCGUAGUUAAUCUUGUUGUGUUGAGAGGAAAGAGAACAGGGGCCACCCCUGCCUACUGUAUGCACUGAGUGCCUAAUCUGUCAUCAUGGUUUCCUUCCUUUAGACUUUAUCUAGGCUUGAUCAGCACUAAGGCAUUCCCAUCUCCACUUGCAGGAGCUUUUUGUCGUUUAGCCCAAAUAAAACACUGAAGGAUGAAGGUGGAAAUUUACUAUAGCUCAACCACAUCCGUCGUUUGACCACUUGACAAUGUGUGAAAUGUUCUGCUGUUUCUGCACUGCAUUGCUGCAGUAGUAUUAAUCACUAACUCAGAGGUUUUUAUUUAUUAUUAUUUAAUUUUUGCAUUGCAAUGCAGUUUAUCAUAUGAUUUCUUUUUAUUAUGAUUAAUAAUUUGUACAACUGCAGUUUUAUUAGAGGGAUAUUGUAAAGAUGGGUAAUUUAAUAAUAAAACUCAAUAUAUUCUUA
Molecule: messenger RNA, 6542 nt
Organism: Seriola aureovittata
Lineage: Eukaryota; Metazoa; Chordata; Actinopteri; Carangiformes; Carangidae
Product: contactin-associated protein-like 5
Exons: 25
Coding region: 1-4071 (1356 amino acids)
Source: RefSeq, a predicted model, not a curated record